This is a messenger RNA of Xyrichtys novacula (pearly razorfish), 23275 nucleotides long. The record is from the annotation of a GenBank genome assembly. Lineage: Eukaryota; Metazoa; Chordata; Actinopteri; Labriformes; Labridae.
AAAAAAGAACCAAUCAGCGACAGAGAUGUACACGCUCAAACCAAUCAGAAGUCCCAACACUACAGAGCGUGUUACCUAAAUUGUAGGGUCCCGGGCUUCCAGUCCUGUCAAAAUUAUCCCCAAAGGAAAGAGCUCUGAUAAUAAUGAAACAGUGGAUGUGCGUCGUUGAUGCUACUUCCUUCAUGUCAUCUUUUUCCUUUCACUAACGGAAGGUAAGAAGCAACAGCGUCAGCUAUCGAUGAUGUGUCAUUUAUGCUAAUGCUAAGCUAGCUGUCAAGAUACACUCUCUCUAUACGAGAUUUAAGCUUCAAACAAUUUUCUCCCUGUGCUUAUGGAGCGGGUUUACUACCCUUGGACCUAACUUUGCUUUGAAAUAUGAUGGCAUUAAAUAAUCUCGAUCAUGGUGUAAGGUUACACUGCAUAUGAGCUAACAGUUAGCAAGGUGAAGUAGCCGUCGGUUCCUGCACAGUUCGUCAAAUUGUGGAGUGUAGUUAGAGUCAUAACUGAAAUGAUGAUAAAGAAGUGGUUUGUCAGAAUAUCCAAGUCCUCAAACGCAGAAUCUCAGUAAGAGUUAACGGGGCUUUAGCCAAACAGAAAACUAAGAAGCUAAUGUUGUCUGCUAAUUAGCCUGUUACAUAAUCCUGCUAUUUAAGCAACAUUAUGAGAUUCCCAUAUUAAGACAGAGCUCUUUCUUCACAUCACCCAUGCAAGCUUCAUCUGAAGUUAAAAAUGCAUUGGUCAGUGCAGGGUUAUUCAAUAGAUUUGAUGCAUAGGUGUUAGAUUGGGCUGACCUCUGCUCCUGCAGUCUGUCUGGAGGCCAAACUUGCUCCGACCUUUUGCACUUUCAGUUUUGGAUUUCAUCUUACUACUGCAGUAUCUCGAACCCCCAGCUUUACAUACCAACACAGUCUGAGUCAUGCAAUUGCAGAAGAGCGCUAACUUUCAGUGUGAUCUUUCUCUCUCUUUUUAGGUGCACCCUACAAUUAUGGAGUUUUGAAAAGGAGCGUGGGAAUUUUGGGGGGAAAGGGGGCCUUUCCCCUCAAGUUUGAUGGUUGGACUACUGGGUGAGAAGGUCAGAGGAUUGGUGGAAAUUUUUUGCCUUUUGUAAACUAUAAGAGUAUAUAGAGAGAAAGAAAUAUAUUUUUGCAAAAAACAAAAACUAAUAUGUAAAGAUUUUUAUGAAAUGCACAAAGAUUUUUGUAUUUAUUGAAGUUAUGAUGCCAUUGUAUGCUAGAAGCACCUUAGUUGGUGUUCAACUCUUGGUUGAGAUGGUGGACUGAAACGAGUCUCAAAAAGGCUCUGGGGUUGCUAGGGUGCAGUGGAACCUCAACACAAGCACAAUUCUAGCACUCCAAACCAUCUCUCCCUUUUGUUGACCUAAUUUUUUUCUUUUUGGAGAGCAGCUCUGUUACAAGAGAUAGUUUUAUUAACAGUGUUUUCUGUUUGCCAUUGCACACUGUGGUGUUGUUAAGUUCGUUUGUGGUUGUGGGUGGUGGGCUGUCACAAGGACCUCUUAAUAUAAUAAGGAAGAAGGCUCACUGUGAAGACUCGGUGGAGGUCAGGAUGAGUCUGGCACCACUGGACUGUACCCCGAGAUGCCGCUCACAGAAGCAUGCAGAUGAAGUUGUCGCAGCACUAACGAGUGGCUCUGAGGGGCAGCUUCGGGUGUUCUUGACUUCGUACUGCCACAAUGCAGCCACCCUUAGGGAUAACUUCGGCCGCACUGCGCUGCACCUCGCAGCCUCACUGGGAAAGAAGGCCCUUUUGGAGUGGCUGCUUGAGAGUAAGAAUGCUGACCUAAUGGUGAAGGAUAAGGAAUCUAGCUGGACUGCUCUGCACCGCAGUGCUUUCUAUGGACAGAUCCACUGUCUCAUAUCCCUGGUCAAGGUAGGUGUUGAACUGAGAUCUCCUGGAAAUUAGCGUAUCACAAUUACGGAUGUUUCCAUUUAUGUAUUCAUUUACUGAUAAUUCUGGACACGUAACAUGCAUUGGUAUGGAUUAAUAACGGUCAUUUCUCUCUCUUCUAUUAUCUUGAUUAUAUUUGACACCAGUGUUUCUUUCUGUUUCGUUUUCUGUCAGCAUGGUGGACUCCUCUCCACCCAGGACAAGGAGGGUCUCUCUGCCAUGGACCUUACAAUGAAAGACAGACCAUCACAUGUUGUCUUCAAACACUCUGGUAAGAAAGUUGAUCAAGUCUCAGCAUAAACAGAUGUGAAAAAACUCCUUUUCAUGGUUCAUGUCAUUUUUUUUUCUUUCUGAAUCUGUAUGACACUAACUGUUGGCUCUGCAACUCUGUUUAUUUUUCAGCCAAGGGGCAGCGUGACUCAUUCAGUUUAACAAAGCAUUUCACACUUGUACAUGUCAGGGAUUUGAUGACCCCUGUGGUAUAUGAUUAGUCUUUGAGCUGUUGUGACAUGUCCUUUUUUUAUUACAAGAAGUUUUAUGGGGGCAGCAGUACCCUAAGUCAACGUGCAGGAUAUAUUUCUAACUUCAAACUUAUCCACCCUAUUUAAGAUUGUGCUUCAACGCCUUUUUUGUGCAGUCCUUUUUAUAUUGCCCCUUAAUGCCUGUUCAGUAUUAUGCAAAGUACCUUGAAUUGCUUUGUUGUAGGUACAUUUUAUUCAAAUGACCUGCCUCCUCUCUUUUAUAGUGGUUCAGACCAGUAGUUAAAAUAAGCUGUGGGUGAAAGCUGUGUUGUAGCCGUCCUUUUAAUUGUGUUUUCCUCCUCAUUACAGACCCAACAGAAGUAUACACAUGGGGAAACAACACUAAUUUCAGUCUGGGUCAUGGUAAUCAGGAGAGCCGACAUCACCCUGAGCUUGUGGAUGUGUUUGCCAGGACUGGGGUUUACAUCAAGCAGGUAUGCUAACAACAGUGUGUUGUUGUCCCUUCUCUCCAGGGCUCAGGAAAGUGCUUUCCUAAGUAAUGGAGCUUCCAUCUCAGAAACCACAACUCAAAUGUUUCAUUCAAACCUGUAAUGACCUGCAGCACAACUUUUUGUAAUUUGUGUAGCGUUUAAACAGAGCCAAAAUUUUGUUAUCCGUAAAAAGCACACAACUUUGGUAAACAAGCAAAACAUUUGCUCUCCAGAGUCCUGUGUUAUGCAACUUUUUCUCAUGUGGCUAUAUUAGCAUUCAUAUAAAGAAAAGAAAAUUUGCUUAAGUAUAAAUAAAAACAGUACCUAGCAUAAGUCAGUACAUGCUCUAUUAUAAGGAAUGUAUUACUCAAUAUGUAGAUGAGCAAAAGUACAAUUUCAGAAGUUUUGGCAAAGCUGAGUUUAACAUAACAUGUUAUUUACCAUAAGAUAAAAAUAAAGGUGAUUAGUAACUAAAAUGUAGCUUUGCUCCCAGAACUUUGAUUGGGGUGUACUCGUUUUGGCAUCCUGGUUUUAAAUUGAAAAAAUACUUUUUUCUACGCAACUUACAAAAAAGUCUUGUUUGCAAUCCCCCUACCCUUGGGGGAGUAUUUUGUUGUAUAGUCAGGCAUAGAAAUUGUUGAUUUUGAAAGGAAACUAAAGGUUUUCUGACAGCUCUGAAGGGUUGAAUUUUAUGUCACAACAGAACAACACAACAUGAGCCAAUUUUGAUGAAUUCAAACUUUAAUUUCGCUCAAUGAAUUGGCAAUUGUGUAGCCACAGUACACUGUACAAAGACUGUGUUUUUGUCUGACUUCAUGGAGAAAGAAAUAUUUGGAGAAUAAAAAUAGACCCGGUCAGGUGGUGUUUAAGCCAGUCAUAUAGGGGACAAAGUGGGUAUCAGAUUUGUCUUCACUUGUGUGAUAUCACUUGUGAACUUUGUGGAGUCAGUGUGUGUGCACCUUUGAACUAUAUAGCCAUACUGUGCCAGCCUGGCUUCUAUGUCAUGCAUGUGUCAUGUGAGUGCUCUUAGCAUGAUUAACAUAGCUCUUGGCUGCGGUGCACAUACCCCCAGCGGUGUGAGGAGUACACACCAGAUGCUAUUUGUAGUUGAUUAAGUAAUCCAGAACGACAGUGUUAGUUAUGCUGACUCUGUAAUCUUUUCAGACCUGGCUAGUGAAAGCAGUUAGCAUGCUUGUGAAAGGAAUAUAGUUUGGGCUCUGUCUCACAACAUUGCUGGUGUUUACAGAAGAAGCCCUCUGUUUGAGGUGUGUUUUUCUGCCCUGCAGAACCUGUCAUGCAGAGUAAUUUCAUAAAGCCUGUUGGGGGACAGAUGGAUCUGAUUUCAUGACCACACAAUGACCCAGUGGCACCAUGUAUAGUCUUUGUCCUCCUUGCCCAAUCCAGCAGGUGCCAGAGGUUAAAUAUUAAUUCCACAAUGACAUGUUUUUAAUUAAAUGAACCAGACUGGUGUGUGUGCGUGUGUGUGGAUGUUCCCAUCAAUGUGAUACUUUGGGAAACAUCCCUGAGCUCUAUUGAAAGCUUGAGGGGGAGCGAUGUAUUAGUAAUGAUGUUUGCUUUUCCACUUGUGCCUUGGCCUUUAUUGGUAUAGUGUUUUACUAUCACUACAAGAGGGCUUGGCUAAGAGACAUGGAAAGAGAUGCAUCACAGCCUCUGCUAUCAGGUCCAAAUUAUAAUCACAAAAGCCUUAAUCUGCACUAACUUCAGACUCCUAUGGGUCAUAUAGUAUAAUAUGAUAAAUGCAAGGGGCAGUAACCAAAUCACAUUUAUGUUUAAUUAAAUUUCUCUCCCCUGCAGGUGGUCCUGUGUAAGUUUCACUCAGUGUUCCUGUCACAGAAAGGUCAGGUCUUCACCUGCGGGCAUGGGCAAGGAGGACGCCUUGGCCAUGGAGAUGAACAGACUUAUCUGGUGAGACUUAAAGAGGAUUAUUUUGGUGUAGCAUGAUGUGCCACAUUUGUUUUGAAGCAGUACAAAUGAGUCCACAUGUUGCAGGGAAAUUUAACAUGCAUCGUAAAAAAAUGUGUAAUGACUUGAAGAGUUGGCUUUUAAAUGUCAGUGAAUCAAUAUCUGCCAGCUCUGGUAAAGAUUGAGAUUGUUUUCUAAGCAAAGCUGGGGGGACACAGUUGAGAGUGAUUUUUUUUUUUAGUUUCCAUUUCGAAAUGUGAGAAGUUUUAGACCCUUGGGAUGACUUUCUUCAGGUUCAGCAUCUACAUGUAGAAUAGAAGAGAAUAAAACUUUCUUGAAAUUCAUAUUGUCACAGCAGCAACAGAUUAGACAGGAAACACAAGAGGUAUCAUCAAAAUAAAAAGCUAUGACAACAAAUGAAUAGUUGACAUGAAAUAAGAUAAAAAACCUAAAAGUUUAAGUGCUCCACCUUGCUAGGACCUGUGUGCGUCUGUGUGUGCGCUACAUCUCAAUUCAGGCCUGUUAAACAAUCUGAUGGCUGUGUGUAACUAUUUAAGUGUCACAAUAGUAGCUAACCAUCGUAAUUGUAAUAAAGAGGUUUAUCUAUGUAUUUAUUCAUUUGUUUGUUUGUCGUCUUGUUUGCUUAAUUGUUUAUUUGAUAGGGACAAGUGCAUGAAACAUUGCUGUAUGAAGUAUACAAAGCAGAUGCCAUACAUACAAGUUUCUUGUAACUCAUGAAACUCAUGCCUAAUUUGCAACCCUGUUGCUGGUUAGACUUCCGAAACUUAAACCUAAAUUACAGAGGAUUAUGUUCAAAAGACUAUAACCAUUUCAAAGAUACAAUAAGGUAGAUAUGUGCAACAAAUGUAGGACUCUGGCAAAGAUGGGACCCCGCCCCCCAUAAACAGUCGCAGUUUUAAGAUCGCAAAGGUACACAUAUCUAAUAAAGUGGACUCAAAGUAGGACUGCCAAAUAUUCAAACAAAAAGAAAAACCUGACAUUGGGAUAUAUUUUCUGUCUGCAGUAUUUAUUGCAACAUAAAAAUCCAGUUUCGAUGUGGUGAGAUUUUUGUGUAUUCACAGACACCUCCUUUUAUAAUCUGUCAUUUUGUUCUAUUUUCCUUUAACUGGUCAUUCUAAUUCAAAAUGACCUCUUACUUGUACCACACUUGCAUAUAGCCCUUUGCAAGCAAAUCCAAUGCUAGGCGGCACAUUUUGAAAUAGGAAAUGCAAUGUUGUUCAGUGUAGUUGUUCAGUUGUUGAGAUAUCAGUUACAAGUGUGUUAAUUAAACAGAUACUGAAGACUGAAGAUCAGCUAAGAGCUCUCACCAUUGUGUCUGUUUGUCUGCUGUCCAUGUUUUACUCAUAAUUGUAUUUUGUUCCUCCUGAUUCCACGAUACAUCCAUAAAGUAGUUUUCUUUCCAUCAUUAAAUGACCAUCAAAUAAUCAGAGGUGAGCUUAAAGUUUGCUAAAGCUGUAAAACUGUGUAGGUAAACAGUUAAUGCUGAACUUUUGAUCCAUGCAGCUGUACGCCACACAAACCUCUUGAACAGGUCUGCUUCAUCUCUUAUUGUAAGCCCUUGUUUGAGGGUUUACAAGCACAACAUAAAGUUUAAUCAUGUGUUGGAGAAAAGCCUGAUCUACAGAACUAAGCUGUUAAAUAUAUGAAUCCUGAGUGCAUGGAUAAGGGUUUCACUUCUGGAGAGACUGAAGUACUAUCCUGUAUAGUAAUACUGUUUGUGUUUGGGUUAAUGUCAACACAAGAUGAGAUAAGAUAGUCUAUGAGCCAAGACCCCAAAAUUGACCCAUCGCAAUAAAUCGGGUGGGUAAUUUCUAGUUUGUUUUUUUGAGUUGCUCCACAUCCCUAGUUUGUGGUUUGGGCAUGAUAACCCUUGCAGACUGGUAGCUUAGUGAUGGUUAUCAUGUAUUUAAUCUAUGGAGUCCUGUAGCAGAAAUACCUGAAUUUCGUAUGUUGCUUGUUUGCUACUAUGGGGCUUGUGGACUACUUGUUGACUGCUCUGCCCCCCUAAAUCAUUCUGAUUUAUUCCUAAGUCAUUGGAGAACUGAAAAAAAAAUAGUUUGAUUUGUUGUCCAGAUGAAAUUUGAGACUUUUAUAGCCUUCUUUUAAAAAAUAUUCAUAGGCGGAAAUAGCAUUUUUAUUUUUCUCUUGUGUAUCUUUUCUCAGCAGAGCAAUCAGGUAAUAUUUGCAUCAUUUUAGAUACCUAUAUUAGUUGCAAAUUUUGGGGGGAAAUCCCAAAAACUACAGCAGCAUAGAUACAAAUACAAAAGAGAAAUUAAAGGAUAUAGAAACUUAUAUACACAACCCUCAAACACAUGAAAGACUGUCCAGAGUAAAAGUAAACUUAACAAUCUUCCUCUGCCCUUCAUAGACCAAAGCAGUAAAAGAGAAAAACAUCUAUGAUGAGAAGCGAAUCAUUUCAAUUUGUUUGUGACGUUGAUUUUUUUUCCUGACCCUCCUAAUAUCCACCCCUUCUCUCUCCUCUUACAGGUUCCACGGAUGGUCGAGGGUCUGACGUCCCACCAUUGCUCCCAGAUAGCAGGAGCUAAGGAUCACACCGUGGUGCUCACUGAAGAGGGCUAUGUUUACACAUUUGGCCUCAACACAUUUCACCAGCUGGGUCUUGCUCCUCCUCCAGCAUCGGCACAUGUCCCUAAACAGGUAGGGAGUGUCAGAAAUAGAUGCAUGAAAAGAGCUGCUUAGCAGAUUUGAUCAAAUGAAAUGAAAAUGCGUGAGGUCUUUUUAUUGUUUUUUCUGAUUUAUAGUAUGUAUGUUCUUUUCUGUUUGACGUUAGGAUCGUAGCACACUUACCUGAAGAGUAUUGUUCAGUAUUGAAGGUAAAUUUUUUUGAAUCUUGCAUGCUAUAUUUUUUAGUUUAUAACUUUUGCUGUGAAUGUAGGUGUUUUCCAAGACGCUGAAAGGGAGGACAGUGAUUGGAGUUGCCGCAGGAAGGUUCCACACAGUGCUGUGGACCAGGGAGGCCGUCUACACGAUGGGACUCAACGGAGGCCAGCUGGGUAAGUCCUAACACGGAAAGGUCAGCUAAGCACAAGAUAGUUGUAGUGCUUGUCAGAUACAUAAUGUGACUGCGCAGAAAGUUGUUUGUAGCUCAUGCCAGAAAGAAAAGUAAAGCAUAAAAUGGGAAGCUGAUGUCAGCAUGUGAUGCUAGUGAUGGUUAUUUAAUUUUACGGAAAAGAGGUGGUGUGAGGACAAGAAGAGCUCCCAUUAUAAUCAGGAUGGAUGACGCAGAAGGCUUUUAUUUAUCUUGUAUAUUUUAAGACAAAAAAAAAGUCUUUUUACAUAGAAAUUUAUUUGGUUUUUGUUGUUUCUGUUUCGUGUCCAGGUUACCUGCUGGAUCCUAAUGGAGAGAAGUGUGUAACCGCCCCACGGCAGGUAUCGGCUCUACACCACAAAGAUGUCACCAUAGCGAUGGCAGCAGCUAGUGAUGGCGCAACGGUGGUCGUGACUGAAAAGGGCGACGUGUACCUGUUAGCUGACUACCAGUGCAAGAAACUGGCUUCAAGGUGAGUGUGAUAAGAGAACCUCAACAACAAAAACUCUUACAGAAAUGACAAGAACUUAAAUGACCUUGAUCUGAAUCUUUAAAGACAAAAGAGGACAAUCAUCCUGUUUCAUAAGAACUCAAAAGAAGCUCUUAGACUGUCUGUAAUUAUAAAAUGAUACGCCUCACGCAUUGAGUUAGUAGACAGAUAUUCUUUAUUGAUCUUUUGAAGCGGUCCAUAUAUCCAACAUGUUGUUACAGAAGUUUUAGGAAAGUUCUCAUUAAUGUUUUUUAAAGACUGUACUUGGUGAUACAGAGUCACAUGGAACCCCACCAGGAAAGACUGAGGAUAAAAGUACUAUGAAGAAGUGAAGGUUGUCCUUCUCAGAAACAGGAGUUCUGUGUGAUUAUCGCCCCAAGUUUUCUGAUGAGACCAUAUUAGGCUGUUUAUUAUCCACCUUACUUGGUACAGUUCAGUUCAAUUAAAUCUAGCUUUGAUUCACAUCAGUUGAAAAGUGCUUAGCUGUCAAUGUACAACAUGUUUGUUAGAAAGUGUAUCUUCGCUAGGGCUGCAGCAUAAUUUUUCUUAGUGAAAACUUCCCGUAAGGAACUUUUAACUAGAUUUAAAAAAUCUCUUGUUUCCGCUGAUGCCUCCCUGUCACCUGCAGCAGCAUCUGUGUGAAAAUAAGCUUUUUCUAAAUAGUAAAAAAGGGAGCCAGUGGUCGGGAACACAGACGACACUUGCAUUUUUUUCUCUUUAUUUUGCACUGAAAACGCUCAUCUUACUGUCACUACACAAACGGAGACAACGUCCUGCAGCAGAAGACUCCUGCAGACACCGUGUCAUGCUACAGUUGCAGCCACUGAGUGAGAAGCUCCUCCACACCAGAGACAGACAGGCGGAGCAGCUCUGUGUCACUAACCUUCCACACCUUGGACAUUUUUUGCCUUUUUUAAAAAUUGUAUCCUAUUCUCUUUUUUCAUCGCUUUUUGUGUUUUCCUCUUGUUUUCCCCUCUUAUCAUUCAUUUUUUCCGCUCCGCAAAACCAAAACCACGCUUACUCUUCCUUCUACCGUAAAGAAGAAGCAGAAGUGCGUUGUGUACCCUUGAAAAUAAUCUGUGUGAAACAGUGAUGAUUUGAGUUUAUAAACAUGUACUUGAGGCAGAGAAAAUGCCUCUAUCAUUUUUUGUAAUUGAGUAAUUGUUUCAGCCCUAAUCUGCGCCAGUUAACAGAGAUCUUCAGGCAGAGAUGGAUGAUUUGAUGAAGUCAGUUCUACGUGCCAGUAUCUGUUUAGUGUUCAUUCAUUCUGAUUGGUCUCUUUCAGGCAGCUGAACAUCAAGAAGGUCUUGGUCAGUGGAGGUAGUCUUGACCACCGUGUUGUUCCUCAGAUCCUGAAUGAAGGAGGAGGAGAAAAGGUGUCCAUCUUGGCAUUAGACGAAGCUGGGAGGGUAAGUGCAGACAGAGUUACAGAAAGUCAUUUUUCUUAUAGUUCAUUAUUUCCACAAAAUCAACUAGAGGACAGUUUAAAAAUGAAGUUGGAUGUCACUGCUGCCUCAAGAGAGAAUGUAUAACAUUUCAUUUUCAACUUUCCCUUACUUUCCUUGUCAUUAUCUAACCUUUUUUGCAAGUUGACGGUUAUACAAUCCCAAACUGGCCUUUAAGGGAUCCUUCAGAUGAGAAUGGUGACUAAGACUUGUGUGUGUAAGUUUUCCUUAAAUUUCUUCCCUCCUCCGUUUUGCCUCUCUUUGUCAGGUGUUUUGCUGGCGGUCCUGUGGCAGCUCUGUGAGACAGUGUCGGUGGGCGUAUGGGCGUCAAGUUUUCAUGUCGGACAUAGCGCUCAGCAAGAACAGCAUGAUGUUUGUGACUCAGGAGGGGGAGGGCUUCAGUGGCGUGUGGGCUGGAGAAUACAAGAAGUACGGGGAGAAGAAAGGUGAGGAAUUUAGGUACAUGCUGUAUUGAAUCAUAAAGCUGACCGAUGUUUUGUAACCAUAGACUGCUGCUAAAUUUGGUCAGAUAGUCAACCUUAGAUAGGUAGUAAAAAUGUAAGUAAAUUUAGCUUCUUGUGUCAGGAACCUUUUAUAAAACAUAAGGAACAAUGCCUUACACAACAGCAGCAGACACACGCUAAAGACAGAUGGGGACACGAACAUUUACAGCGAGCCUUGAGGUUGAUUAGAUACAUAAAAAGCAGCCCAGGAUAAGAACAGAAAGUGGAUCAACGUGAAAAUAAGAGUAUGUGAUCAUGAAUUUGGUUAACUUGCUUCUUGCGAUCUUCCAGAGGUCAGUGUGGAGGUUUGUGGUCACUCAGAUGCCGGGACAGUCUACGAGCGAAUCCGCCUGGAGAAACUCCCCAAUGUCCACAGAGCUGUCAGCAUCACCAUGGACUCCAAAGGCCGAAAUUUUGGAGCGUUGCAGUCAGACCCCAAAACAAGGUACGUAACCUGGAGCAUAGCACCACUGAAAGAGUGGAGAAUUCUGCGUCAGUGGAGUACGAAAAAAACAAAUCCUGCAUAUCAGCUCCAUGAGAGGAGACGAAUUUAUUCACGCUGCUCUCUGCAAUAUUUCCAUUCACAAAACCCUUGUUUUAAUAUUUUUUGCAAUUUCAAGAUAAGAUUUUCACUUUAUUUGUCCCACAAGAGGAAAUUCCAAAAAUCUACCGCAGCGAUAAAUACAGAAGAGAAAUCAAAGAAUGAAGAAACUUAAGAGUGAGAAAGUUGUAAAAAAAGAGAUAUACAUCAGUGUUUUGUACAGCUGUCAUGUUCUGUUAAAUGUGUUAGGAGUCCUUAUGGUUAAAUUUGCUGUAUGUAAACGGAAAAAACAUGACAGAUUGAAACAGAUAACUCUUAAAACUUAGUGUAGUCGAUGUAGUGAACAUAUUCCUGUCUUGGGUUCAGGUGUGUCAUUCUGCCAUCUAGAGGUGAAAGUUGCUUUAAAGAAGACAGACACAGUACUGUGUCAUAGAACUGGACUUCAUACCGUAUAUGAUCGUGGUACAGCACAUGUGGGCUGCCAUAAUAGGGGACGCGGUCUUUCAUGAGAGUGAGUCUCUCAUUUUUCUUUGUGGUUCUUUAUUUGAGCCUGUGUUUCAGUACAGCAGCUUAUUUUUAUGCUUUCUCUUUUCACUAGAAGAGAUUUCAUAUUGUUACCGAAAAGGUCCCUUUGUUAUGUACAUCAGUCUUUUCUGUUUAAUAGGCACCUGGCCUUUCAGAGAUGUCUCUCCCCUCUGUUCCUCUUCCAGAUUUAACCUUCUUGUUGGUUUCAUAGAUCUUACUUCAUUGUUAUUUUUGUUCAUUUGAUUAAUGAUUUAAACACGAUGUCCACCUCUUGUCUCCGGCUCAGCUUGUUUGAGAUUCCCAUUGUUUCUCCAUCAUCCUUCUCCCAACACUUCCGGAGCCUUCUGGACGAGGCGGAUGAAAUGGACAGCAUCCAUGACGUGACCCUUCAGGCGGGCGAUCGCACAUUUCCAGCUCACAAGUACAUCCUGUCCAUGAGGUCCGAGUUCUUCCGGAAACAGUUCAUGUCUGAGCACAGCGGCGUUGACGAGGAGCUCGACGGAGAAGUGAGGAAGAGUGAAGACGCUGUUGGCUGCGAUUUACUCAUUCUGGAGAAGAUCCCAGCAGACAUGCUGGAGUAUGCUCUGCACUUCAUCUACACAGACUCUUGUGAGCUGCUGGUGCAUGGGGCCCGGCCCAGAGUCUCAGGGGCCUCCAUUGGACAGAAUCAGGUGAGGAAGGAGCAACAGAAUGACUACAUGUGCUGAUGUCUUAAACAACAGUUAUCCUCUGUGUUAGUUGUGGUUAUUUAAUGCUGAACAUACUUUGCCUUGGCCAGGACUCAGAGCAGGAGAGGCUUAUCAGCAGCCUGCAGGACUUGGGCCUCAGAGGUCGCUCGGCUUUUGAAGUGUAUCGCUCCCUACCUCCUGCAGCCAAAGGAGAUGGUGACAAGGCAAAAAACAAGAGCGCCAAGCCUGGCAAGAAGGGGAAAGGCGGCAAGGGUGACAAGCCGGGGGCCAACGAGGGAGGGGUCAACCCUGUGAAAUCCUUACAGGCUGUUGCGAAAAAGCUCGGCCUGGGAAGCCUGUCUGCACGGUGAGACAGACUGCACUCUAAACCCUUAAAGCAACGCUGGGUUUAAUGUUAUGUUCUGUUAAUCAUGCAAACUUUGUUGCUUUUGACAGGCUGGAUGGAGUAAAGUAUGAAAAUGGAAAGAUCAAUGUGAUUAACAAGAAAACUGGCAACAAACCCAAAUUCUACCAGAAGAAAUGGUAUGUAUAAGAGUGUACUGUAGCUGUUUGUGUGUAGGAUUUCAGAUAAGCAGAUUAUCACAUGACAAGAAGAGUUAGUGAUCAUCUGCCCUUUUGGUUGGCACAGCUCCUAUCUUUGUGAUGUUACUCUGAAAUCUGAAGAUGGGAAAGAGUUUCCAUGCCACAAAAGUGUCCUCUGUGCACGACUUGGUAAGAAAUAUCUACUUCAAUAUUUGCUUAUAUAACUCUUGAUUAUGCAUGGAUGCAAAGGUUUCAUGGUGUGAUGUCCAGAAUGAUCCGUGCAGGGUGUCUACACAGUUUGAAUUUACAUACUUUUCCAUACCCUAAUUUUUAGGAUUAUCUUUGCAAAUACCUGCUUCUCUAUUUUAGAAAACAGUAUUUGAGAACUUUGGUAAUAGUCUGGAAACAUACAUAUUUUUCAUUUUCCUGGAAGUUGAUCAAAUUUAUUUCCAUACUUUCACAUACUUGUGUAGGAGCCCUGUCCGUGGAUAAUAUGAUAGAGCCUUGAUAUAUGUUAAGUGUUCUUAAAUUACGGCAAGGUUUUCUAAUUUUGUGUCAACCUUUUCUGCAGAAUACUUCAAUAGCAUGCUUGGAAACCCCUGGAUUGAGGUACAGGAGCUUUUGAUUUUUUACUGUCUUAUGAAUGCAUUUUAAAGAGAUCUUGGUACUGAUCGUAUUUUUACCUUGUGUCCCUCAAGGCCACAUCCUGCACUGCCCUGGAGAUGCCAACUAGCUCAGAGAUCCUGCAGGUCAUUCUUGAAUACAUUUACACCGACGAGUCUCCAACCAUCAAAGGUAGCUAUUUUUUUUAGGAGUUACACCGAUUUACAGUUCAUUUGGAUUCAGCGUGAAAAUACGCACAUACUGACAAGACUGACUGUUCUUUCCCUUUCCAUUGCAGAGUCUCUGAAUGUAGAGUUUGUCUGUAAUGUAUUGGUCGUGGCCGACCAGCUGCUAAUCACACGCCUGAAGGAGAUGUGCGAAGUCGUCAUCACUGAGAACUGUAUGUUGUUUUUCUGUUCCUCUGUCGAGACAGUGUCCUUCACUUCGCCUCGAUCAUUUUCUUCUCCUUUCAUCUUGAAAAAGAAGCUACAUUUAUGUCACAUGAAAAACACAAAUUAGUGGGUUUGAAUUUAGUUUGAAGCAGAAAAUAGCAUUUGUUCAUGCAUAGUAAUUUAUUCAUGAUGAACAUGAGAGGAGUUCUGUGCAAACUCCUAAUGCUCUCGAUUCCCAAAUGAGGCGCUUUCAGGGGAUACAAGUUUCGGCUGAAUAAGACAGUGUCUCGACUAAAAAGGGUGAAACGAUGAUAGUUUUGUAACUUAUGGUUUAUGAAAGGAGAAGUGCAGACACCAGUGUUGUGUGGUUUAUAUAAUAUAGCUGCUGCUGUUCAUUUUUAAUACCUUUCAAUGAUUUGAUUUAAUAUUCUCCUAAACAUCAUCAUUUUUAGCUAGCUGUAAAAAUUAGAAGCUUAACGAGAAAGACUUUGAAAGCAUCUAUUUGACCUAUUUUGUUGUUUUUGUUUUUUCAUUUCUAAAUUACAUAAAGGGUUAAAGCUGCUGAAUUUUCUCAGUUUUAGUUUAUGGUAAAUAUAUUUGAAACAUUUUAUCCUGACGAACUGUUUGCUUUGCCCUCCUCAGUGACUCUGAAGACUGCUGCAGAGCUGCUGGAGUUUGCCACCAUGUACAACGCAGAGCAGCUCAAACUCUCCUGUCUCCAGUUCAUCGUGCUCAACAUGGCCGCCCUGCUUGAGUCAAAGUAAGACUUACCAUAGAGUUCUCCUCCAGCUGGGAAAACUCUCUAAGAGUUUGAGUAUUUCUUUUGUCAGUUACGGUUACGUAUGGCUGCUCUGAAGCCCUCUACAGAAACAUUUGGUCACAGUGCAACAGAAAACCCUGCAGGAAAGAACUUUAAAUAUCUCUCCCUAUACGCUCCUGUUGAUCUGUCUGUCCCUUCGUUUUUAUCUUUGCCUCAGAGCGCUGGAUAUUCUUAGUGAUGAAGUACUUCUGGAGCUUUCUGCAGCCUACAGGAGAAUGGUGAGUCACCCCGUAGCAACAUCCUCAAUUCAUGACUUUGAUGUUUUUGUUUUGUCUUAUGUCUUUUUUAAACCUUUUCGGAUUUUUCAAUUAAAGCAAAAAUAAUAGAAGUUGUCGACUGCUGGUUUAACUUGAAAACCGAUUUUAAGCAACUACUGUUAGUGUUGUUUGUUCCUUAUGUAGCUGGUAGGUCAGUGUAAGUUCCUUUAUCAUGUUUGAUGCAGCUUUUGGAAAAUGAACAGGAUGGAAAAAAGCACCAUGAAACUGAGGAUGAAAAAGCAGAAACAAAAAGUGUCAAAAUCACCUUUUAAAAUGUUGUAAACAUGGUUGAUUGAAAGGAUUUCAACCUGCCUAAUUUUUCAGUGCAGCAUUUGAUUUGCUUAUGAAAUGCAGGACCACAAAUCUCAGCACUGAUUGCAUUUUGGAAAUUCAGUUCUUGAAUAGUUUUAAUUUAUACCGUGGAGUCGAAUAACUGAUUCCUUUCACUGAUUUGAUUGCUGCUACUCUGUGCGAAUGGUGCCUCUUUAAACAAUUCAGGCUUUAGUCCUUCUUGGUUGUUGUUUUCUAAAUCUUUUAUUUUUUUUCCUGUUAAUUCCAGAUCCCAGCCAUGCAAAAGAGAGUUAUCACUCCGUAUCCUGGUGCUCCUGACCUCAGCAUGUAUGAGGAAGAAGAUUUGGACUCUGCUUUCAGCUCGAAGUCAGAAGCAAAUGUGGAUCAGUCCUGCAGGUAAACGUUGCAUUCAGCACAGAUUUGUAUUAUUAUAUCUUCUAUAAAAACGUCAUUGUUCCUUUCAUCUGACAAGUCAUUUCCAUCUCCUUAAAACACAUAAAGAUGGUACUUCAAAUAAUGCCCAAUGACUGUGAUUCAUUACGUCCCUCCAGGGAAAUUCUCUUGAAGAAGGCCAAGAUGAAGGCUAAAAAGAAACCAAGGCGACGCUCUGACAGCUCUGGGGGCUACACCUUAUCUGAUAUCAUUCAAAGCCCCCCUGCUGCAGGUACACUCCUACACACAAAAGAUGUCUUGAUUGAAUUUUUCUUUUACAUUGAAAACUACAUCAUUGCUACACUUACAAUGUUUCCAGAAGUCUUAGAGGGAAAGAUACAACUUUUUUCUUAUGCUUUCAGAAUAAAAUGUGUGAGCUGCUUGUAAUAUCAUCAGCCUUGUGAAUAAAAUGUGUCCUUUUUUCCUUUUUUUUUUGUUAUUUCUUUUCUUUCAGUGGUCUCCCAGUGCCUGAUGAAGUCAGGAAAGGCGAACUCAACUGACUCCCUGCAUGAGCUGCUCACAUCUGACUCAGAGGGCAGCUACAUGGGGGUGGGCAGUCCCAGAGAUGUGCAGUCCCCAGUCUUCCACGACAGAGCUGAGGUCAGUGUCCAACUACUGCAAAACCACAUGCACUCUUUUGUUUUUCAUGUAAACUAGAUUUUUUAAAAGAUGUGUUUAAAUCCCCGCAGACCGUGUUAUACUUGUGGUUAUGAUUGUAUUUUGAUCAAGUUGUCCACUAAGAACUGUAAAUAAAACACAAACCUUAAUCUACAGGAUGAGAAAACUCUCAGUCAGAGGCUGAAGACGCCACCCAGCACCCCAACUUCCCUGAAGGACUGCCCCAGAACUCCCCCUAACUCUGCUCCACAAACCAUCCCCAAGGGCCUCCCCUGGUAAGAGCUGAACAAUCCUGUAUUUGAAGAAAAACUUUUAAUUUUUUCAAGCUGGUAGAUUUCAGAACUUGUACAUUUACUACAGAUAGAGCACUCAUAGAGCGCUACACACGCUGGCUUAUGAUGAAGUACUGGAUAUGUCCUCCCACCAAUAAUCAUGAUUAUGUAUUCCACAUAGAAAAUAUUCCCUCAAUGUUGAGGAGAGGUUUUGCAGGUAGAGGGAAAUGUAAUCAUACCUUGUUAACAAGUUUUGAAAACUGAGCCGUGUCUUGGCCUGUGCUGUUACCAUCUGCAGUCCCGCUCGUCCACCUCCAGUCUUGGAUCUGAGAACCAUUAUGGACAUGGAGGCCAGCUCUCUGCAGACCCUUGGAGCCACUCCUAAAAGCCCCGGAAGGUAUAGCACAUCAACAGUACUCAGUCUUGACAAAUAAUGAAUACAUUGAUGGCUGUUUGCUCCUCAUUUAUGAAGAAGUUCGCUUUCGUUUAGUUCUGUUACCCAGUUUGAAUGAAAGCUUCUCUAACACAUUCAAGUGAUUUCCUCACUGUUGUUUAUUUCCACUAACAGCACAUAUUUUCUCUCCUGCUUGUAGCGUCAGUGCCAGCGUUAAGCACUCUCCUGUUCCCGCCAAACUGUCGCAGAAGCAGAGAAAGAUGUUGGCGAUGGCCAGCAAGGAGGCCAGUGUGGAGUCGACUGCAUCCAAAUCAACCCCCACAGUUACCCCGUCCAAAAGCAGUGGGAAGGCUUGGUGAGUGAGCAUUGAGACGAAGACCACUACUCAGAUCUAUCAAAAAUGCAUUCCUGCUCCUUCUCCCCCACAGCUUUUGUUAAAGGUAUACUGUGGAGUAUUAUGGAGAAUUAUACUGACCAUGUACCACAGGAGCUUCUUGUCUCCUCUAAUGGGAAGAGUGAGCAGGGAGCAUUUUAGUUUCAAGAGCUGAUGGCUAGAUAUCCUUAAAUAUUCCCAUUUUUUCAAACUGUACCUUUAAAUCUGAUUCUCAGUCCGUACAUCACUUUUAGAUUUUCCUGACAUAAUUCUUUUCACAUCAAGUUGCUGUUUUGUGCUCUGACAUUGUCAUUGAUGACAGAAAAAGCUGUAUAUUUUUCUCAGGGCAUGAAAGAAGUUUUGCCCUCUGCAACUUUUAACAGUCAUUUCUCACCGUCUCACCUUCACUAUAAUGUAUAUAUUAAGAGAUCUGAAGUGUCUAAAGUUGCUCAUUUUUCCACAAGAAGAUUUAAGGUCGUAACAUACUGGUAAAUAAGCGAAGCGAAUUUGCAAAGCGAAUAAUACCCUCAUAAAUUCAAUGCAAGUUUAAGGCUACAAACUUCCACAGAGUGAUCAUUUUUUCGCCCCGUAGCAAAUUUUGCAAACAUAUUCAAGUGAACUGCUGUAUAAAUCUAUAGCCUAAUAUGAAUCUUACUUCAGACACAUGGAAAGCCGUUGCUCUGGAUCAACCAGCUCUCUGUAAUUUGUCCUCUCCUUCUGCAAAUGUGGAGUCAGCUGAUGGAGCAGUUCUUGAAAUUGUCCGAGGGACAUUUAGAAGUAUUGUCAGAAUUUCUAUGGAUACAAUUUAAGCUCCUGUAUCGUUGUGUGGAGCUCCCCCACCUCCUGUCACAGGGUCGGUAUUGGAUGUACCCAGACACUUCAAUUCUUCUUUUUCUUUUUGUUGUUUAAUAGACUUAAAACCAUGACCAGGUCAUCAUCACUUGAGGAUGUAGUCACCAUUGUUUCUCCUUCUCUCUCCCCCUCUGUUCUCCUGCGGCGUAUUUUUGUGCGAAUAUGCAAAUUUUAUUUGCGUCACACCAGGUGUGUUGGGAAAAGGCAUAAACAUAAUAUUUAUGCAUUUUUGCAUCACUUUUACACCUCGCUUUGCUAAUUCGUUGGUGUGUCACGUCCACUUUUCAUGAUUAAGUGCUUGUUACUUUAAUAAGAAAAAUGUUAAAACGUCAGGGUCACUAGUUUUUCACAUUUGAGAUUUUAAUGUCUUACUCACGCUUUUCUUGUCUUUGUCAUUUGUGUCUUUCUGCAGGGCGACAUUAGUCCAGUCCCCACCCUCUUCAUGCUCAUUUCGGGCACUGCUGGAGGAGGAGGAGAAGCGCUUGAUCAAAGUGGGACAAACAGGAGUCCAGAGAGGCCAAGCUUCUCAGGGGUCCCCUGUUACUCCUACUACUGCAGCCAGAAGGGUCACAUUCAAAUGUGCAGAAAGCAAAGAGCCAGAGAGACCCACCGGGUGAGUUUUGGAUCUUUGACAAAGUCAGCUCUGUUCAGCUUUUGUCCACUGGGUGGCACUGUUGAAGUGUUUACAUGAAUCAUCUGGAAAGUUAGUCUCUUCUUUCAAAUCUGCUGCCCACUCACUGUUUUUAUGAGAUACAGGAUUUCACAGUAAGACUAGUCAUUUCAUCAUCAAUUUGAUUUAAUGAAACAAUUCUUUAGCCAUAAAAAGAUAUACUCAACAUCUCUUUAAAUCCCAGCAGGUUCCUUUGUUGUUUUUGUUGUUUUGGAGUCGACACUGGCUUUAAGGAUAUGUAAAAAAGGGGAAGUGAGGGUGACACUGACAUGUACUCCCCUGGUCAGACAGAUCAAGAGAGAUUUGAUGCUCCGGCCUGAGUGAGGUGAACAGCUUGAAAUGACCCAGUCCAGCUGGCCUGACCUGCCUGCAGACACUGAGUCAGUCUGACCUUUACAACAUCCAGCCAGCUGGACAAACACAGCACACACACAUGUACACACAGAGCAGGAUGAGCUGGGAUCCAAAAAUAUUCAUUUCUAGUUUCUAAUGUGGUCCUUCAUGUGUGACUCAGAGAGGCUCGAGGAAACAAGACUGGAGGUCAUUUCAGGUCUUAAAAAAAACAUCUCUAAAGCAGUUUGUAGGUCUGUUAUCUGAUAGUAUCCUGCCUCCUCAGUAUGUUUACCUUCAUCUUUCAGAGCAGCCCUGUAGAUGUCAAACAGCUGUGUGAGUGUCUCAAGUGAAGGCGGUGAUGUUGAUCAGUAUUGAUAAGGGCAGCCCUUGUGUCACAACAGAUCAUCCAGUACAGGGAGCAGGUUCCAGGUUUCUCUCUGUGUCUGGAUGAUGAGCAGAGAGAUGGACGAGUUCAAGGCUCAGGUAGUACCCGGAACCUUGGCUUGGACAUUUCUCCUGUUUGCCUUCUGGGACACUGUUUCCAUAUCCCCCGAUCAGAAUGAAUAGAGAUGCCUUAACAACCUUUGUACUUUGAUUGAAUAUCAAACUCUCUUUUUUCCCCUCCUGAUGUCUUCUGCAAAAAUUUCCAGUGGUGUCCUAAUGCCAGAUUGAAAUACUCAUACACAAAAACAGACUCCACAUAUUCCAUAUGGCUUUAACAUGCAGCGUGGUGAGUGAUGAGGAUGUUUUUUGGCCACAAUUAUAACACACUCUUUAUGAACUGUGUCUCCAGCCUUCUCGCCACAUCUUACAAAUAACAAAUCACUGCAAAGGAACACAAGUCAUCCUGCUGAGAGUUCAUGUCGUCUCUUUGACACGUCAUAUUUCACGUGUCAUUUUGAAUCGAGCGUCAAGGUCCUUGAAGGAAAAAUUGGUUUUCUUAAGGGGUAUAAAUAUUCAUAGAGGAAGUAACAUUUCCUGAAACCCAUGUUAUAGUAAAAUAUAGUUUGGGUUACGUUGCAAAGUUUAAAAACAAAACUGGUGUAUUGGAUGUAGAAUUACGGCUCUUUUUAGUGAGCCAGAUCAUUCGGCUCAGCUCAUCAAGAAGAGCCGGCUCUUUCGGCUCUCAAACGGCAGUGUUGUUUUCUUUUUUCCACGACGAAGACGUGAUGUCGACGAGCUAAACAUAAGUCUUGGAUGACUAAAAUGUGACGAGACGAAUGUGCGUUUACGUUGACAAGACGAGACGAGACGAAAAUGUUAGUGGUGGACGACGAACAGAGUUGCAAAAUUCAUAUGAAUUUCGUCAGUCAAAUGCUAAACAUAUUCUGCUGUGUUGUUUUCAUUGACGAUGAUGUUGACGAUAUUUCGUCAUCGUCAAUGAAAACAACACUGCCAAAUGGCUCUUCAUUUUUUCACUUGCACAUUUUCUAAUUCAGCCAAAUUUAGCGUUGUUUGGCUUGUGAUAUGUACAUAUGUGUACACAUACUUCUUUAAUAAUUCAAUACAUUCUUUGUACUGAAGUAUUCACAAGUAAAAAAAUACAUUUUUUAAUAUGAGUAAAUUGCUGUAGCCAGUUGUUUUCGUUGCAUUUACAGACCCUUAUGACUCUCUGAACCCCCCCCCAAUGAAUGCACUGACUUACUUGUAGAACCACUCAGCUUCACAAAGCAGAUAGAAAUCCCGUCAUUUCUGCCUCAUAGUUUUUUUCUACCGUCUGUGGGGGAAAAAAAAAAAAAAAAAAAACAGUUCACAGACAGAAGCUGGCUCCCAUCGUUCAUGUUGAAGAGCCGGCUCUUUGAACCGGUUCGUUCGCGACAGACACAUCAGUAAUUGUGUCCCACCAGCUUCACUGAGGACACAAGAAGUCUGUCUGUUUCCUGUUGUAGAAGCAGUGUAGCAGAAUAAAAAUAAGAAAUCCUAUUCCUGUUAAAAAGCUUUUGAAGGGGUAAACCAAGACUAUAAAAGACCAGUGUUAUCACAGAAAUCUGGGUGGUGGUAAAGGCUUAGAUGAUACUUUUAAGAUUUUACAACUGUAAUAAGGAUUUCUAUUUUAUUGAUUGAUCUAACUGAAUCGCUCUACCAUCUUAGGUUCUGAUUUGUUAUGUGCAGUGAUUCUGGCCGACUCUCACAGCUCUUACAGCUUUUUCAAGAGAAUUAAAGUCUAAAAAUAAAACAUUCAAGCCCGUGUUUACUAGCUCGUGUAAACUGGAUUUGUGAACGAUCCAAAGUCUGAAUGCACAUCGAUCAUAGUCUCAGGGUGUUUGGAGCUUCAGAGUCAAGAGACGUCGAGAUGAACCACAACAGGGCCGAGACUUGUCUCCUGUGGAACUAAGUAUAUUAGACCUGAGCUCUUACAUCAGGACCUCAGAGUUCCUGGUCUCCAGAUGUACUUGGACGAGAUUUUCCGGUCCUCCUGCAUCACUGAGGUUGAGAAGUUUAAUAGUGCUGUUACGCACCAUGGAGAGGUUUAUGUAAGGAAGGUGGACAGGUGGCCGCUCACAAACAGCAGCUUGUCAGUUGUUGUUGACUCAACCUUUGUUAACACACGCAAACACACAGACACACACACAGUCUCUUGUUGCUUUCACUUUCAGCGCACAGGCCUUGAUACCUGUCCUCUCUCUCCCUCCCUCCCUCCUCGUUGCACCCGUCUCUCCCCUCAGGCCCUGGGUGCUCGGGGCAGUGGGCAGCCCUCCCCUCUCCUCCACGGUGACCUUUGCUUCCAUUGUGGAAGAAGAGAAGCAGCAAGAAGCUGCACUGAUUCGCAGCCGAGAGAAGCCUCUGGCACUCAUCCAGGUAAACCAUGAAGUCUAUGUGUGUUAGUGCUGCGCGCGCGCGCACACACACACACACACACACACACACUCUCCUGCUGCGGCUGAAUGUAAAGCAUUGGUGUAGAAUUUAAGUGAAAAACACAGCUGUGUUUCUAUAGUGGACCUAACUUAUAUCCUCUCUAUCUGGAAGCCAUUUCUCUAAUGAACUUCACACUCUGCUCUGUGCUGGUUAGACCUGGUCUUGAAAGCUCUCCUCGCUCUUCUUUAGCUCCUGCCAGGUCUCUGUCAGCACCUCCACAAAACACUGCAGCUUUCUGGUUGUCAUUAUUUUAAACAUUUUUAUAACCAUCGAGCUUUCAAUGUCAGCAUUUUCUCUUCCACGCUUAGAUGAAGCAUGAUUUUGUUCCCACAUAAAAUCUCCUCUUUUUUUAUUGUGCUUUUCUGCGGUUGCAGAUUGAAGAGCGGGCAAUCCAAGACCUCCUUUGCCAUUAUAAAGCACGUGACAACCCCGAUGAGCUGAUAGUGGUGGAGAGGUCUUCCAGAGGUCCUAUCGCAGCCCCGACCUGGAACAAACACUAAUGACUAACAGCUCAUCCCCUUCAUACCAUUAAAUUGAGAACAUCGCCUACAGUUGUCCCUGUGUAACAUCAUCUGAUCCAUGAGUAUAUGUGGAGUCGUGUCUCAGAGUCCUCUUGCCCUGUGUGGUAUUAGUUUGAUGCAAACCUUUGCUCAUCUCUGCAGUGUUACUUUAAGUUUUAUUUCAUGCUGCUCAGAUUUUAGUUUGGACGGUGUGACAGAGAGUCAGCUGAAUGUAAUCCUGAGAGAAUACCUUGGCCUGGGAUCACUUCUGUUAUUUACAUGAUAUUUAGAUUAGGUUAAUACCUCGAUUUGGUAGACCAGUGACAGAAAAAUGAACCAACUUUCCAACAUACUAUUAGGUAAUUUAAGUCUAAGGUGCCAAAGACAAUGGAAAGAUAAGAAAGCCAAAAAUGGGUCCAAACUCCAUCACCAAGAGGACUUGUUGUGUUUGUAUUUUGUCUGUUGAAGCUUUUAAGAUGAUGAUGAUGAAACAGAAAAAAGUGCCAACCAUCAACUGUGGCAGAGCAUAAGCUAUACUCAAGAGGUAAAGUCAGCUGUGUACCGAGGCAGUGACUCUCUUUUUCUGGUCCUUUUCUUUUCCUGAUAAGUGCAUUGUUUGGACCGGUCCUUUCAGCUCAGAAGUAGUGACGAGGUUACUUUGCUGAUGUUGGUGAAAAUAUGUUUUCAGUUUAAAAAGCAUAUGUAGGAUACUUUACUGGAGGCAGUUGUAAUGAAUGGUAAAUACUCAGUUUGCAGUGUGUUUCAGAGGAGGUGGUGUGCCUUUAUCCCUCGAUGACCACACUUCAAUACAGCAGCUAAAAUAUCAUUUUCUCCUCUUUGGUUUCUCUCUUUAAUUUAUAUUAACUCUCUCCAGUUCAGAGCUGUCAUAAGCUUUGAAGGUACCUCAGAUCUGGACCGUGUCAUCUUUUCUUCAGAUGCCAUUUGAUUGUUUUUGUGUGUGUGCGAGUGAGUGAGUGAGCGAGAUACAAGGUUGUGAAAAGAAAAUGGCAUGUAAUAAAAUAUCUCAGCUGUGCAAUGAUCCUG